AUGUCGUCUCUCCUGGGCACCAACACGUUCAACCCGGACACGGAUGUCCCUGAUUUGUCUGGCAAGAAUUACAUCGUCACCGGGGGCAGCGCUGGCAUUGGAUUUGGCAUUGUUGCCCACCUGCUCCAGCACCAUGCCGGAAGCAUCACCAUCCUGUCCAACAAGGAAGAGCAUGCUCACUCCGCGCUCGAAGAGCUCAAAGAGUAUGGAGAUGCGAGCAAGGCUCAUUGGGUGAAGUGCGAUCUCGAGGAUCUCAAGUUUACAGAGAAGGUCGCCAAUGAGUUGGCAAGUUCCCAGGAACAGCUCCAUGGUCUCAUCCUCAACGCCGGUCUAGGUGUGGGAGUAUACAACGAGACCAAAGACAAGCUCGAUUCACAUUUUCAGGUCAACCACCUUUCGCAAUUCCUCCUGCUGCUGAAGCUUCUUCCUCGGCUUCAAAACACUCCCGGAUCUCGUGUAGUUUUUCAAUCGUCAGAGUUGCAUCGUGGCGCGGAAAACAAUGUGCAGUUCGAAAACGAAGCCGAGAUCAAUCAGGAUAUUGGGCCGACCAAGCUCUACAACCGGACCAAGCUUGCUCAGAUUUUGACUGCACGAGCGCUCCAGCGCCGGAUCGACAGCGGACAGUUGGGCUUCGAACCGGGUCACAAAAUUUAUGUCAACGCAGUGCACCCAGGAGCUAUUGCGACCGAUCAGCCGCUUCAAGCUGAAGAGGCUUAUGGGAAGCUCGGUGUUAUUGGCCACAAACUCGUCAGGCCGUUUAUGAGCGACCCAGUCGCCCAAGGCUGUCGGUCGGCGCUGUACGCAGCGACAAGUCAGGACAUUGAGGAAAAAGGCAUCAGUGGACAAUAUAUCGUGCCGGAUAAGAAAGUGACUGAUCCAAGUAGUAAGGCUACAGACGAGGAGCUUGGUGAACGCUUGUGGAAAUUGAGUGAGAAGUUACUCAAAGAGAAACUAGAGUGA
Molecule: messenger RNA, 960 nt
Organism: Fonsecaea erecta
Lineage: Eukaryota; Fungi; Ascomycota; Eurotiomycetes; Chaetothyriales; Herpotrichiellaceae
Exons: 3
Coding region: 1-960 (319 amino acids)
Source: RefSeq, a predicted model, not a curated record